Verticillium dahliae VdLs.17 is the source of this 990-nucleotide messenger RNA. RefSeq lists its product as uncharacterized. Bases 1 to 990 code for a protein of 329 amino acids. Gene Ontology annotation, cellular component: plasma membrane; fungal-type vacuole. The record is from RefSeq and is a predicted model, not a curated record. The transcript has 4 exons. Lineage: Eukaryota; Fungi; Ascomycota; Sordariomycetes; Glomerellales; Plectosphaerellaceae.
AUGUCGGACGCCCACAACGAAACGAUUCGUCGGCCGUUUGACGAGUGCAGCGAGAUCAGCAUCUACUGUCCCGUCGAGGCCACGGUGCUGGGGUACUACCCCAACGUUGGCGCCAACAUUUUCUUCACCGUCGCCUUUGGCAUCGUGACAAUUGUCUCUGGCUACAUCGGCAUCGAGAAGCGGACAUGGACCUACAUGGCUGCCGACACGGUGGGCGCCCUCCUUGAGACGGCUGGCUACGCCGGCCGCGUCCUCCUCAACGACAACCCCUGGAACUCGGACGCCUUCCAGCUGCAGAUCUGCGCCAUCAUCCUGGCGCCGACGAUGCUCUGCGUCGCCAUCUACCUGACGCUCAAGCACGUCGCCCUCGCCCUGAGCCCGCCGCUGUCCCGCAUCCGCCCACGCCUCUACCCCUGGAUCUUCCUGCCCGCCGACCUCUCGUGCCUCGUCCUGCAGGCCAUCGGCGGCGGCGUCUCGGCCGCCGCCGGCCGCACCAACGCCGCCCUGCUGAGCCACGGCAACCGCAUGAUCAUCUCGGGCGUCGCGCUGCAGGUCGUCGUGCUGCUCUUCUUCGGCAUCAUGGGCGUCGACUACUGGGUGCGCGUGCGCCGCUGGGUGCGCGACGGCGACGGCCCCGACGCCGGCGCGCUCGCCGUGUACCGGGACGGCCGGUUCAGGAAGUUUGUGUGCGGCAUCGCCGGGGCGUUUACGGCUAUUAUCAUUCGAUGCGUUUACCGAAUUGUCGAGAUGGCUGGCGGUUGGGGAGACGAAAUCUCGUUCAUGAUCCUCGACGCGACCCUCGUCCUCGUCGCCGUCUCGCUGCUGACGGCCUUUCACCCCGGCAUCUUCUUCCCGCAGAUGGCCGGCACCAGGAAGGCCAAGAGCGGCGCUGCAUCGCCCGAGGAGGGCGUCGUCACCGAGUCGAAGAGCGUAGCGACCUCGUCCAAGGAGGGCAGCAAGACUGAAGAGUCGGGGAGGGAGUCGGCGUAG